This is a messenger RNA of Branchiostoma belcheri (Belcher's lancelet), 3532 nucleotides long. Its product is annotated as NLR family CARD domain-containing protein 4-like. Gene Ontology annotation, molecular function: protein binding. The record is from RefSeq and is a predicted model, not a curated record. Gene Ontology annotation, biological process: signal transduction. NCBI's taxonomy places the organism in Eukaryota, Metazoa, Chordata, Leptocardii, Amphioxiformes, Branchiostomatidae. The transcript is spliced from 7 exons. The coding region runs from base 260 to 3532 and encodes 1090 amino acids.
CGUCCUCAGUACAUGUACUUGUGAAGCAAGCACCGUUUUGAACGUGGAGAACUAAAUGUUUUGUCGUCACUCUACGACUAAUUCUUCAUUGCGUGGCAGCAAUAACCUUCGUUACGUGGGUCUGGUGCUGUUGGCUUUCCUCCCACCAUGGGAGGGGGUGGGGGUACUUAAACUGUGAAGAAGUCUAGCCAGUGUCCAAUCGACGCAGCUAUACGGCGUGUCUCAACCUCAACUGUGAGCAACCUCGACGUGCUAAGUGAUGGCUGAGGGACAGGGAGACGACCAUACAGGGGUUCGUAAGUACUUCUUCUCCACCAAGGAAAGCGUCAGCUCAGAUUGGAAGGACCUGGCCUUCCAUCUGGGACUUGAGCGGGCAGACAUCGACAACAUUGCGGGUAGAAACCGAGAUGACAAGUCUCGCUGUAUGGACCUGUUGGAGGAAUGGCUCAAGCGUAACGGAGAGAGAGCCACCAUGGAGGUCAUGAUGGAGGCUCUGUCUGCGGCGAAGUUACAGAGUACUGUGGACAGGCUAAAGAAGAGAUAUCCUGAGUGGGAUAGACCUCAACCCUCAAGUAGCAAGCAGGAAAGGAAGGAGGGAGAAGAUCAGUUGCCGGCGAAGAAAGGAGAGGACAUACCUAUAGAGAGUGUGUUCAAGGCGUCCGUAAGAAGGUACUAUGACUUAAAGCUAACAAAAUUCAAACCCCUGAUCUGGAAUGACAACUUCACACUUAGCCUCGCUGAUGUCUUCACAGAAUUAGAGUUCAUUCGAACACGCGAAAAAGGUCACCGGCCAGCCGCAGAAAUAGAGAGGCUAGACGAUCUGUUGAAUCCAAAUGUCACGGUACCGUCUACAGCACUAAGGUGCAUUUUAAUCGAGGCCGAACCGGGAGGGGGAAAGACAACAUUUAUGUCCAAAGAAGCAAUGGAUGCUGUCUCACAGAAAACAGAGCUGGGCAAAAGGUACGACAUCGUCCUGUUGAUCCGACUCCGGGAGGUGAGAGAGGGGGAGACCAUAGAGGAGAUGGUGUGGGACCAGUGUGUUCCGGAAACAACUGAAGGUGUUGAUGUACAGUCCAUCAGAGCGAUCCUACAGAGGAACGAGUCCAGUCUACUCUUUCUCCUAGAUGGGUAUGAUGAGCUGCGGUCUGAGGCCAGGGCAGCCGGGCAGGCCAUUCCCAAACUGCUAUCAGGCAAGCUGUACCCCAACAGCACGAUAGUGAUCACCUCCCGACGAUUACAUGCCUCAGCAGGAGUGGAGAAGCAUACCCAGCCAGACUGUCACGCACGCAUCACUGGCUUGUCCUUUGAGCGCAUGGAGAAAUUUGUCGGACAGUACUUCACAUCUGUUGACAAGCAAGACCUGGCAAAGCCACUUACAUCGUAUCUCGAUGACCUUGAUGACAAUGAUCUUUUGGGAGGUUUAGUCCAGACCCCAAUAUUCCUAAUGGUGGUCUGUCUGUUGUGGGAAGAAGACCAAGCCAUGGUGACUGCCGGGACGAUGACCGGACUGUACGACAAUCUGCUGACGUGUCUGGUCAAAAAACACUGUAAGCGGGAAGGAGUGAAUAUGCCAACAGACGGGAUGCCCGAAGACUUGGCUAGUGCAUUACUGCAACUCGGCAAGCUUGCGCUAGAGGCGCUGCUGAAGAAGGAGACCCAACUUGACCUUGCAGAAGCAGAAAGACAAAACUUGAACUGGGGGCUGCUGCUGAAGCUUGGCGUUGUUUUUGCCGAGGAAUCUGCCUCAAAACUGCACCCUCGGAAACAGCUAACAUUUGCACACAAGACGAUGCAGGAGUUCCUGGCAGGGCGGUAUGCCGCUUCUGUUGUGGUGAAUCAAGACAUUGGAGAGCUGCGGAAGCUUACAUCCAUAAGCGAUGUGCUUGAACACCGUUCCCUGCUGAAGUUUACCUGUGGAUGUGGUUCGCGGGCAGCACAAGCUGUGAUGGAAUGGCUUGCAAGUAUCAGCAGCAAGGAAUACGAAGGUUUAGAGGUACAGCAAGUAACAAAGCUGGAUUGGCCAUGGAUGCCAUUAAAAGACCCGGUGGUGCAUAAACCAUUUGAUACUAGAACUUACAAGGACUUUGUUUAUCUGUGCCUGGACAUCCUGAAUGAAAGGCAAGAACCGGGCGUACUACAGGCAGUCAACAGAGCCCUGCCCUUCAUUGUCUCACACAAUGUCAUUAACAGUAGGCAACAUGCUGCCCUUAAAUACUACGUAAAAAACAUCCAGUCAUCAUCACACCCCGUGAAAAUGGCACUGGAAAUAGGUGGUCCCGCUCAUUAUGUAAUAUUUCAAGGUCUUCAGUUCCUGGAGCAUACAUUCCCCUCGCCUACCCCAGGUCUGCUGUUAGACCUGUCUCUAACCGGUGUAUUUGUUUGUUCAGCCAUACUGACAGAAGGACUGGUUUCCAUUUUGAAGAGAGUUCCUGGGCUGAGGGCGCUGGACAUGUCAGAAACACGGCAAUCAGCAGCAUCACUCCGGCCAAUCGUACAGGCGUUCAGACACAUGUCAAAGCUAGAAGAGCUGGAUCUUAGCCUCAAUGAACUUGGCAAUGAUGAGAUAGAUGUCUUGCAGGAAGGGCUGAAAAGUCUUCCACAAUUGGCUGUACUCCAUCUUCGUGCAAAUAUUUAUCAACAGAUCACCAUAACAGCUACAGGCAUGUCGCGCCUAGCUCCCUCCAUGUGCAAGCUAACGAAGCUGAGGGAACUGGAUAUAAGUUGCAAUAAGAUCGGUGACACUGGAAUGAAACGUCUCGCCUACGUACUGCGUCUCCUCACUAGUAUGCAGAUAUUGGUCUUGGCGCAAAUCGGCAUCAGUAUCACAGGCAUGCGUAAACUGGUCCGUGCUCUGCGUAACCGAACUGGACUGCUAAAACUGGAUAUUUCUGGGAAUCACAUAGGAGACACCGGGUUGGGGUGUCUGGUCGACAUCCUUCCUCGACUCACGGCAAUGAAGGUGCUGGAACUCAGUAAGACAUGUAUCAGCGACAAGGGAAUGUCAGCUCUCGUCAGGAAUCUGCUAUACUUGGCAGAAUUACAGGUGCUGGAUGUAAGUCAUAAUGCGAUAGGGGAUUCGGGGAUUGUGAACCUGGUCCAGACACUUAACUGUCGGGCUAGCAGUCUACAAGACCUGAACUUCAGGGAGAAUAGUGGAGUAACAGCAGCCGGGCUGGAGAGAGUCUCACAGGUCAUCGCAUUGCCAUCGCUUAUCAGGCUGGGCAUGUGUGCUUACCCGGAUCGGGAGACGCUCAUACACUUGCCUGACACUGCUGCUAUGGCCGUGGCCCAGGCUCUAGCCAGACUCCCUGCCUUGGAGCGGAUUGAUCUGUGCUACAUCUCCAUGGACCCUGCAGGGUUCCAGGCUGUGGUGCAGGCUGCUGAGGAACAGCCGUGUAAGCUGUGGUACACUAAGGAGGGAGUUCCUGAAGGAGCCGAAAGGUAUAGAUGGCAAAAUUCGGAGCGGUUGGAUAACAUUGACAUGGUGGCCGUGAUGGAAGAGGCUGCGGCUAUGUUUGCCGAUGUGUAUUAG